Molecule: messenger RNA, 825 nt
Organism: Glarea lozoyensis ATCC 20868
Lineage: Eukaryota; Fungi; Ascomycota; Leotiomycetes; Helotiales; Helotiaceae
Product: Glutamine synthetase/guanido kinase
Exons: 5
Coding region: 1-825 (274 amino acids)
Molecular function (GO): glutamine synthetase activity
Source: RefSeq, a predicted model, not a curated record
AUGGCCAACUUUGACGGGUAUGUUCGAACAGGAACAGACGCAGCUGGCUCGUGGGUAGGGUUUGGCACUGAAAACCGCGACUUGCCAGUACGCAAGAUAAGCGAUCAGCAUUGGGAGUUCUGCAUGCUGGAUAGCAUCUCAAAUCCGUACCUGUUCUCUGCGGCUAUUCUUCUGGCUGGCUUGAGCGGGCUCGACCAGAAGACGGAGCUUGUUUGGACAGAUUGCCACGUUUUUCCUAAUGCGCUGGACGACGGAGAACGCGCAAAUUAUCAGAUCGACAAAAGAAUGCCUGCUAGUUUAACGCAGCUUGAGGAGUGCUUCCUUGAACAUGAACAAGUUUGCACAAACGGCAUCUUCCAAAAUGAGACCGAAAACGAAAUCACGAACAACACAGCCAACAGGCAUCAUCCCAACCCCCACAAACAGCACAACUCUCUCUGCUACAACGCAGCAGAACGAGACGCGAUGACGAAUGUCACUUUGAUCGAAGCUAAGCAAUACAUUGAGAUCUAUGAAAGUCUCCUCAAAAUAAUUGGGAAGAUGGACAGCGUGUUACGGGGGGUUAGACGCUUUGAGAGACGUACCACUCGUCAUGGCAUGAAUAGGGCUGCUGAGUUUGAGGAUAUUUUGAUCAACUUUCGAGAGAUGCGGGUUGAGGCUGAUGAGCAUUUUGAUUGGGCUUUUGGGGAAGCUGGAAGGCAGGUGAAUGUGGGAGACGAUGCUUCUUGCGCGGAAGCUGCAAUGUUAAAUUUGGUUGCUGUUAAAUUGAUGGAGCAAGUAAAUGUUGUCGUUUAUUUGUCGUUUCCAAAUUCCUUAUGGGUCUGA